Messenger RNA from Suillus fuscotomentosus, 1401 nucleotides. RefSeq lists its product as uncharacterized. Lineage: Eukaryota; Fungi; Basidiomycota; Agaricomycetes; Boletales; Suillaceae. The record is from RefSeq and is a predicted model, not a curated record. Bases 1 to 1401 code for a protein of 466 amino acids. The transcript has 6 exons.
AUGUCACCCCGAAAAGUCCGUUUUUCGAUGCCAUUGACAAGUGAAGAGCUGGACACUACCUCGGUCGGUGAGUCCCUUGCCAGUGAUCUACGAAAGACAGCCUUGGCAAAAUGGUGGGGUAAUUUUGUACCCAUGGACCAGUGGACACCGCCGAACAUCCAGCAUACAUUUAAGGAUUUGCCAUUUAGAAAAUACAAUAUGACUCCGGAAACUCGGAUCGACAGUCCGGAUAAUGCCUGGGGAGAUUCAACUCUGGACAUCUACGACCGCAACUUCGCCGGAGUGGAGGAGGCCAUUCAUGAACUCUCUGUAAUGUUCGAAGAUGAUUGGGUCAAGUCCCGAUCUCAACCUCCAUUGGUUGGAUCACCUCCAACGACCGAGUCUAUAGAUGAGGAGGAGCUGAUGGACUGCGAUGGUCCAUUGUAUGAUCUUGGGUGGGAUGGCAUUUCUUCUGUCUCACAGGAGGUCAGACCACCAUCCGAACAAGGUAUGACUGCUGACAAUGGGCCAAUUUAUGAUCUCGGAUGGAGUGGAUUGAUGUAUCAGACUCUAUCUGUGAUUGAUCAUUCGGCUACGCAUGCCCGAUUGCCAUCCUUGGACAGCACAAGUGCUUGUAAGUUGGUUUAUGUAUAUGUCGGUCGGUAUCUUUGGCUAAUAGAACAUUGUAAAGCGGAUGGCAUCAAUCAAAGUCCUGUCUACGAUCUCGGUUGGACAUUGGACCCUAUACCACCAUCGGUAGUACCUGCGGAUGAGAUCGAAGAGGACCCUGUAUACAAUCUCAGAUGGUCGUGUCCCACGAUGUUGCCAGAGGAAGCCGAAGCCACCGAUGACAACGACGACCCAGCAUACAACCUCAGCUGGGUGGCAACAAUGGUAGAGUCGGCGGCAAUGGACAAUGAUGUGAUUGAUCUGACCAUAGAUGAGACACCUGAACCCUCUGCAUGGCUCCCAAUGGAGGAAGAAGUUAUGGACUUGACUGAAGAAUAUUCCCCUGUUUAUGAUCUUGGAUGGGGAUCUAUGGCCGAUGCAACAUCUGGGCAUUGUUCACCCAUAAGGAUGGAUAUGGAUGUUCACAGUACAUCUCUGUCGAUUCAUGCGAGGGAGGCCGAGGACAACAUCUUCCAGAUGAAUUGUCUCAUGAAGGCGAUUGGCAAUGACAUGACCAAUGAACAUGUCCGUGCAAUUGUUGAAAAUGCCGUCUACGGAUUGAAUGACUCCUGCAUUCCUGAUCAAAUACUCUUCGACAACAGGCAGAUUUUUGGGAUGUUUGCCGACUUGCGAAACCGAGUCACUGAGGUGGGCCUGGACAUCUGCAAGUUGCACGGCAUGAUUCAGCUUCAGCGUCGGCUGUUAAGAACUGUUGAUAGUGUCAUAGCAUCUUUGGAAGAUAAUGAUGAUUAG